Messenger RNA from Talaromyces atroroseus, 1098 nucleotides. RefSeq lists its product as hypothetical. The transcript has 4 exons. The record is from RefSeq and is a predicted model, not a curated record. The coding region runs from base 1 to 1098 and encodes 365 amino acids. Lineage: Eukaryota; Fungi; Ascomycota; Eurotiomycetes; Eurotiales; Trichocomaceae.
AUGUCUGGGUUGCAGGCGAAAUGGGCUCUCCUGUCAAUGGCAGAACUCAGAUCAUAUAGACAGGCGUUGUCUACGGCAUCGGAGGCGUAUGAAAGAGGCUCUGCCCUCGUUGAAUACUGCCUAUUUUUCUUUUUGCCGUCACAGUACCAUCAGGCUGCAGACGGCGAGUCCACAGUUGAUCUCUCCUACCUGCGAUAUAUGUGUUUGGAAUCGCGUCUUCUGCUAAAUGCCGUGUCAGCAUGUGCACUAGUUACCUCGCAUAAUGGACUUGCAGAUAGCUCGGGAGAGUCACCCCAUAAACUAUAUAUGAAUGCUAUCUCUGAGAUAUCCACAGGAAUCGCUCAGGGUGCGCUUCGUGGAACAGAGGACUAUCUUCUCGCGACGGUCUUAUGGCUUUGCGUAUACGAGAAAUUCCAAGGCCAAAAACCACAUGAGCCGCCAGCCUCGUUCCUAGGGCUCGACGUUUAUCCGCUCAAAGAGACAGAUAUACACGAAAAUUAUACCAUAGAGUCUCCCGUCCUCGGAGCUCCUUAUAACAUGUUUCUCUUCCUUGUGGAAGGUAUUCGACUCGUACGUACUCUAUGUCCGGGAAUGCAAUCUACUCUUGAAGCGGACUACGCGUGUUAUAGUGACUCGCGUCGAUGGAUUGGGAAACUAUAUGCCGUUGCCAUCCGGCUUCUGUUUCUCUACGUUAUCUCCGUUCUGGAAUAUAGUAACGCGCAUAUCUCUGGAAUAUCUUCUAUGUGGUAUACAGAGAUGGAGUGCACUCUUAGUGAAGCACGAAAUCUUCUAAUAGCAACAGAGGACGAUGUUGAUAGGACGUGGGGCAAAUUUUUCCUGUGGCCUCUCGCCAUUAUUGGUGCUAUGAUCUACGACGACCAUGGCAUCUCUCUGGUCAAAAUAUGGCUUGAUCGUGUCAUUAGAAAGAGCAACCACAGCAGCGCUCUAGUUAUCAGGAAGGUUCUAGAGGAACAGAUAUGGAAUCAUGAAAAUCACACCAGUUCACCGGAAACUACCUGUGAGGUUUAUACGCGAGGUCUAUCGAUUGUUUUCAAUACUGACAUCAUGAAUCAUACUGCCACUUCUCUGAUCGCUUGA